This is a messenger RNA of Priceomyces carsonii, 117 nucleotides long. RefSeq names its product proteolipid ATPase. The coding region runs from base 1 to 117 and encodes 38 amino acids. Gene Ontology annotation, molecular function: enzyme regulator activity. NCBI's taxonomy places the organism in Eukaryota, Fungi, Ascomycota, Pichiomycetes, Serinales, Debaryomycetaceae. The record is from RefSeq and is a predicted model, not a curated record. Gene Ontology annotation, biological process: regulation of catalytic activity. The transcript has a single exon.
AUGUUCCCAGGUGGUGUCAUCUUAGUUUUCGUCUUAAUUUUCUUAGCCUUCUGUGCUAUCACUGGUGUUAUGAUCACUAAGAAGUUGAAGGCUAGAAAGUCCAACCAAAGAUUUUAA